AUUCGCCCAAACACGAGAAAGAUUUGAUGAAAAUCCGAUUAAACUGUUACUAGUCAGUGGUCUCUUACGAACAAGAUAAUCAUGUCUCGGGAUUUUCGUCCUUCGUCUUCGCGCUGGGACAGGGACGCAGAAGGAGGUGCCUCCAAGAGAGGUGGCCCUUUCCUUCUUCAUUCGUCCAUUAGCUACAGAGCCAAACUUUCUACUCACAUUAUUUCACUAUUUCUCUCCUGCCUGCUCCACGAUCACGUGGCUCCGGUCUCGGCCUCGAACUAUCAAAGUUGCAAGGCCAUCUCUCAUUUGGGAAAUGUGUUGACGGAGAUCAUUUCUCCGUAUUGGACCUUCGUAGCUCCGGGGCCCGCUAGCGAGGCAGAGCGGAAUCGAGUGGAGACCACACCAGUAUCCGUUGACUGGUUAUUGGCCAGAACGGUAGAGAAAAGCAUGCCCGCUGAUAGAGGCAUCCCUUGGGAUUGGCGGGAGGAGGUAGAAGAUGCUGCGGAAGCAGAAGCUGGUGGCGAUGUUAGUGAGGAGAAGUUGAUUUCUCCAGCUUCAAAGUCCAAAUCGGCUUCCCAAGCGACAGGAGCAGGACAGUUGAGAAGUCUUUUCGGUGCCAAACCACCAGUUCUCCCGGCUGAUGCAUCGCAAACACAGAUUGAAGAGCACCUCGAUUAUUGGGGCGGCGGAGCG
This is a messenger RNA of Amoebophrya sp. A25, 684 nucleotides long. Lineage: Eukaryota; Dinophyceae; Syndiniales; Amoebophryaceae. The record is from the annotation of a GenBank genome assembly.